CAGCAGGAGGGCGGAGUCUAGGCUGAUAAAGGGCUCAAAGUUGGCGCAGUCCGGUGAGCCAAGGGGGUGGGUGCAGGGCGAGGAGUGGCUGGAGAGCUAGAGACAGGGUUUCGGCAACUCUAUUUGGCCCCUGUGGGCGGCGUUCCUCCAACGCGCAGUCACGCCCUCACCUGACCAGAUCGGGGAAUUUCCAGUUCCUCACCCCAGCCUUAGAAGGAAAAUGAAAGUGAAAGGGGAAGAAGAGACUUGGUAGGAGAGAUCGUAGCACCAUGAAGCCUCUGCUCCUGCUCGUCGCUGUGGCACUGGGCCUGGCGACCGUCGUCUCCGUCGUCUCGGCUGGACCAGAGGCGAUCGAGUGCUGGUUCGUGGAGGAUGCAGGUGGGGGUGGCCUGUCUAAGAAACCUGCCACAUUGCUACUGCGCCAUGGACCCAGGGGACCGCCGCCGCGGCCAGAUCUUGACCCAAAGCUAUACUUCAAGGUGGAUGACCCGGCGGGAAUGCUCCUGGCUGCCUUCAGGCGGUACCCCGCAGGCGCCUCCGCCCCACACUGCGAGAUGAGCCGCUUCAUCCCGUUCCCCGCCUCGGCGAAGUGGGCUAGAAGUCUGAGUCCGCAGCAGAACUGCCCGCGGGCCCUGGACGGGGAUUGGCUGCUGGUCAGCGUAUCCAGCACUCUCUUCAGCCUCUCCGGCCUGCUGCGACCACAGCGGGAGCCUCAGCGGGAGCUUGUCUUCAUCACCAUGGCAACAGUGGUGCUGACCGUCCUCACCCAUAACCCCGCCCCUCGAGUCCAGCUGGGAAAGGAUGCAGUGCUGGACCUGCGCUUCGCCUACGCACCCUCUGCCCUGGAAGGUUCUCCCUCUCUGGACGCAGGCCCUCCUCCCUUUGGGCUGGAGUGGCGACGCCAGCACAGGGGAAAGGGUCACCUGCUGUUGGCUGCCACCCCCGGGCUGGCCGGGAGAAUGCCACCAGCCCAGGAAAAGGCUACAGCAUUUGCAGCUUGGGAUGACGAUGAGCCCUGGGGCCCGUGGACUGGGAACGGGACCUUCUGGCUUCCGGCCGUGAAGCCUUCUCAGGAGGGUGUCUAUCUGGCUACUGUACACCUGCCCUACCUGCAAGGACAGGUCUCCCUGGAGCUGACUGUGCACAAGGCCCCCAGAGUGUCUCUAACACCAGCACCCAUUGUGUGGGCUGCCCCAGGAGAGGCACCCCCAGAACUGCUCUGUCUUGCAUCCCACUUCUUCCCUGCGGAGGGUCUGGAGGUCAAGUGGGAGCUCAGAGGCGGCCCAGGAGGAAGUUCUAGAAAGGUUGAGGGGAAGACGUGGCUCUCCACCAUCCGCCACCAUUCCGAUGGCUCUGUCAGCCAGUCUGGGCACCUGCAGCUACCUCCAGCCACUGCCAAGCAGCAUGGAGUUCACUAUGUCUGUCGGGUGCACCACUCUAGCCUGCCAGCAUCGGGGCGCAGUGCUGACGUCACUCUGGAGGUGGCAGGCUUCUCGGGGCCCUCCAUCGAGGACGGCAUUGGCCUGUUCCUGUCUGCUUUUCUCCUUCUCGGACUCCUCAAGGUGCUAGGCUGGCUGGUAGCUGCCUACUGGACCAUUCCUGAAGUCUCAAAGGAGAAAGUCGCAGCUGCCAGCCUGACCAUUCCCAGGAACUCAAAGAAGUCACAGUAAAGAAGUUCUCGUCUGUGGAAGCCACCCUCAUCUCUGGCCCAAAUGACUCCAGUAGCCCCUGCCCCAGAACAACAGCCCUCUUCUCUUCUCCCUCCAUUGAAUAGCUCGGAUUUUUUUUUUUAAAGGUUUUUUGUUUGUUUUAAUCUUUC
This is a messenger RNA of Mus caroli (Ryukyu mouse), 1819 nucleotides long. It is a transcript of the gene Tapbp, whose product is annotated as TAP binding protein. Lineage: Eukaryota; Metazoa; Chordata; Mammalia; Rodentia; Muridae. Gene Ontology annotation, biological process: antigen processing and presentation of endogenous peptide antigen via MHC class I. Gene Ontology annotation, cellular component: membrane. The record is from RefSeq and is a predicted model, not a curated record.